UCACCACGUUACUAGCAGUAUGGCAGCUCCCGUAAACAGUGUGGGAAAACCCUCGGCUGAACGCUCAUCGUUCAGUGCUACGAGCUUUCAGAAGAAAACAAGGAGCAAGUUAAUCUCCAUACCUGGCACCAGACCCUCGGUUCAAAACGGACAGCUCUUAGUUUCCACCGGUGUCACCUCACUGGACUUUCUGCUCGGUGGUGGGUUAGCAGUUGGAACAGUACUUCUCAUAGAGGAGGACCGAUAUGAUAGCUACUCUCGUAUGAUCUUAAAGUAUUUCCUGGCAGAAGGAGUGGUGUGUCGACAUGAACUUUUUGUGGCAGCAGCUCAAGAUAACCCUGAUGACAUCUUACAGGAACUCCCGGCUCCCAUCUUGGAUGAUGUUGCCAUCCACAAACCAGCAGAGCAGCCCAGGCUGUCUUGUGAACCUCAGGACAGUUUGGAUGCGAUGAAAAUUGCUUGGCGUUAUCAGAAUCUUCCAAAAGUACAGAGUGCCCUGGCAUCCUCAUCCCGGUUCGGGCACUACUAUGACGUCUCCAAGACGAUGGAGCCAGAAAUUCGCCAAGCAGCCAAGUGGCACCGCUUUUACCUUCCUGAACAUCCCACCCAGUCAUCACCCGCACACAGUCCAAUGCUCGAAUCCUACUCUGCGUUGUUGAAGUCACUUCAAGAGGUUAUACACAGGGAGGGCUUUGAUGUAGCAGCCUCCAUGUCAAAGUCACGUAACAUCCUGCGCAUUGGGCUUCACUCUCUUGGCUCCACUCUUUGGGGUGAUGACCUGAGUUGCCAUGACAACCCUAGACACCGCCACGCCCUUGCUACCUUUCUCUACGGACUGCGUGCUUUGCUGAGGUCAUCCCUGUCAGUUGCGGUAGUUACUGUACCUUCACAUCUCAUCCAGGACAGAGCUCUAAUGGGCAGCAUAACCAGGCUAUGUGACAAUGCCAUAGCGCUGGAAUCAUUCAAAGGCUCUGAGAGAGAGACCAACCCACUCUACAAAGAUUACCAUGGCCUGCUACAUGUACGCCAGGUACCUCACCUGAACUGUCUGGCGAGUCAACUCCCUGACCACAAGGACCUGGCCUUUAAGCUCAAGAGAAAACAGUUCAGUAUUGAGAGACUGCAUUUGCCUCCAGACUUGUCUGAGACGGUGAGUCGUGUGAGCAGGGGCGAGCUGGCGGUAGGGGCCGCAGUGGCUUCAGCCUGUGGCUCCGGCACUUCCGGCAACAAACACCUGGACUUCUAGAAGCUCCCACACAGACGCCACGGGGCGACCAACACCUGGAACACCGCAGCGGUUGUCCUCUUUACCACGGUGACCAGGUUGUUCCCUCGCCCACAAUAAUGUCAACCACGAUAACCCUGCCAGCCAUUACCACCUGCCAACUGUCCCAGCCAGGGGUGAAGAUCUAAACAUCCACAGUACCUCUUCUCAUAACGGACACAUCUCAACCUCUUUUUAAACCUACAGUACACGCUAUAUGUUUUUUUUCUUACUCUGACAAUUGAUAUUUGCACAUUUCCAUUUAUUAUGAGAAGCUCAUUUUAACUUAGACAUAAAAAAUUGAGCCCUAUGAUAUAUAUCGAUUUUGAAAUGUUAUAUGCAGGUAUAUGAUUGGCAGGGUGUCUUAUCUUGUACCCAAUUAACAUCCAAGUUGGAGGGAUUAUUUAAGAUUUGGUACAUGUUUUUUUUCCCCCUGCCUCUGGGGAGUUUGUUUAUAUGUGAAGUGUAAUCAUGAAAUAUUUUUAGGUCAUUACAGACUCUCAGUCUUGGCAGACUUUAAAUAAUUCAAGUGCGUUCUCCCAAGCUCAGCGCUUACUUUACGAAACAAGUGCCCACUCCUGCUGUAGCUCCACCAUGUACAAUAGUCUGAAAGUACAAUGUGUUUUUUUUCUAGGAUAACGCAGUGAAAUGUGAUUUUGUUGAGUUAAAUAAAAGAAAAUAAACACA
Messenger RNA from Lates calcarifer (barramundi perch), 1951 nucleotides. RefSeq names its product elongator acetyltransferase complex subunit 4 (gene elp4). NCBI's taxonomy places the organism in Eukaryota, Metazoa, Chordata, Actinopteri, Centropomidae. Bases 20 to 1246 code for a protein of 408 amino acids. Gene Ontology annotation, biological process: tRNA wobble uridine modification. The record is from RefSeq and is a predicted model, not a curated record. The transcript has 10 exons. Gene Ontology annotation, cellular component: elongator holoenzyme complex; cytoplasm; transcription elongation factor complex.